AUGCCCGUCGACCCCGCCGCGUUCGUGCAGCAGGGCAGGAAGAUAGUCGCGAUCGGCCGCAACUACGCGGAGCACAUCAAGGAGCUCAGCAACGACGCGCCGAAGGAGCCCAUGUUCUUCAUUAAGCCGACCACGAGCUAUCUUCCGUCGGGCGGGAACGUCGAGAUCCCGCGCGGCGUGACUGCCCACUACGAGGUGGAGCUCGGCUUGGUCGUAGGCAAGACGGGAAGGGACAUCUCGCAGGCGGACGCGGUCGCGCAUGUCGCGGGAUAUGCCCUCGCUGUGGACAUGACCGCGCGAAACAUGCAGGACGUGGUCAAGAAGAAGGGCCACCCCUGGAGCGCCGUCAAAGGCUUCGACACAUUCACGCCCAUCAGCCUCUCCCGCUCCGGUUGGGGUGUGUGGUUUAACGGCCGUCCGGAUUGCGUAGGUGAACGGUGUCACGAAGCAGGACGGCAACACCAACCAGAUGAUUUUCAAGAUCCCGCGCAUGCUGAGCACAUAUCCUCCAUCAUGACUCUUGAGGCGGGUGACCUCGUCCUGACGGGCACGCCCUCGGGCGUGGGUCCCCUCGUUCCGGGCGACCACGUCGCAUGUACGCUCACGGACAGCUCCGGCACGCAGCUUGCCGCGCUCGAAUUCCGCGCUGUGCAGCGCGAGGGCGGGUACAGCUUCCAGCCGUGA
Molecule: messenger RNA, 684 nt
Organism: Fomitopsis serialis
Lineage: Eukaryota; Fungi; Basidiomycota; Agaricomycetes; Polyporales; Fomitopsidaceae
Exons: 6
Coding region: 1-684 (227 amino acids)
Cellular component (GO): mitochondrion
Molecular function (GO): acetylpyruvate hydrolase activity
Source: RefSeq, a predicted model, not a curated record